This is a messenger RNA of Plodia interpunctella (Indianmeal moth), 905 nucleotides long. RefSeq lists its product as uncharacterized. The coding region runs from base 190 to 879 and encodes 229 amino acids. The record is from RefSeq and is a predicted model, not a curated record. The transcript is spliced from 6 exons. Lineage: Eukaryota; Metazoa; Arthropoda; Insecta; Lepidoptera; Pyralidae.
AAUUACAUUUGAUCUAUCCAUCUUACCCAGAAGGACUGGCUAGGAUAACUCUAUAGUCUUAAAUGUACUUCGCUGUUAGGCAGUUGUCUUUAAAUAAAUUAAUAUUUUUUAAAAAUCUUUUGCUGACAGUCCAUUGCAUACAAUAUAUAUACAUUAUUGUAAAUUUUAUUAAAAUUUUAAAACUAUAAAAUGCAGUUGUGUUUGCUAAAUGUCAUUUUAGGUUUUAUUUUAUUAGCAGUUAUUGAUUGCAACAAACCUCCGACAACUGGUAUAGCCAAUUAUUGUUUUAAAUCAGAAACGUGCACCCACAGCCAAAAAGAGAAGUGUGGAAGGAACAGGAGGGGUAUGGUCAAAAGGUUUAGAGACACAUGUGAUAUGAUCAAAUUUAAUUGUGCUAAACGGCAGGUUUUUACAACAGUGAACAUGGACCAAUGCAAAAAUGUGCCAUACGACGAUACUGUCAUCAAAUCUGAAUACCGGUCACUGCGCAAAAUUACUGAUACACCCAAUCGAAUGCAUGCUAUGAACAGUUUCUGGUGCAAUAAAUCUAAGGAAUGUUCAAAAAACACUAAGUUAAUCUGCACAAUAGGUAAAAGUAAGGACGACUAUAGAAUUUUUGUGAGUAACUGCGCCUUGUUCAGGCAUAACUGCCUGUCCGAACGACAUUACAUUGAGACCGGCAUUGGAAUCACAAGCUGUUUGAGAUUAAUCAAAUACAAAUUGCCAAAAGAUUUGCAAGAUAUUCUUGAUUCGACAAAAACUACAAAAGCUAAAACUGUUAAACGCACUAGGAAGAUCUCAACCAGCCCUAAACAUAAAUCAACGAAAAAAUAUAGCCCGUAUAUUGACUUGACGCCAUUUAUUGAUUUAACUAUUUAGAUGAAAAAUUGGUAAAUAAAAAAUAA